Bipolaris zeicola 26-R-13 is the source of this 1272-nucleotide messenger RNA. RefSeq lists its product as uncharacterized. Bases 1 to 1272 code for a protein of 423 amino acids. Gene Ontology annotation, cellular component: membrane; GPI-anchor transamidase complex. Gene Ontology annotation, biological process: attachment of GPI anchor to protein; protein localization to cell surface. NCBI's taxonomy places the organism in Eukaryota, Fungi, Ascomycota, Dothideomycetes, Pleosporales, Pleosporaceae. The record is from RefSeq and is a predicted model, not a curated record. The transcript is spliced from 4 exons.
AUGGCCAUUGACAGCCAGCACCGCCUGCUGCUCUUCGGCGCUGCUGCUGCCGUUCGUCUGCCCCUCUUCACCCUCUUCCCCACCCUGCCCGACGUCCUGGCCGGCCGCGUCGAGGUCUCUACCCCGGUGACAAGCUUCAAGCGGCUCCAAGAAGGCCUCUUCCUCUACACGCAUAAUGUAUCGCCCUACGAUGGCGGCGUCUACCACCAGGCGCCCCUCCUGCUGCCGCUCUUUGCCCUGCUGUCCCAUCCCGCCGUAGCCCCUCUUGCGACCUACGUCUUUUUCACCCUUGUCGACCUGCUGAGCGCGCAUUCAUUAGCCCAGCUGGCAGACACGGGCUUCGCCUCGGUCACGCGACUAUUUGCUUCCCCGCGCAAGGACCUGAGGUGGAGUAGUGCUGCCAUUGCAGUUGGUUUCUUAUUCAAUCCCUUUACCGUCGCAACAUGUCUUGCCCGCUCAACCUCAGCCCUGACCAAUCUUUUCGUCCUCACUGCCAUGGCAAAGGCUUCUCGGGGCGCCAGCUUUACAUUCAUUCUGGCCACGGCCUUUGCCUCGUACCUUGCCAUGCAUCCCGUUCUGCUCUUCCCGCCCCUGAUGGUCCUGCUGUACGAUGCAAAAGCCCUCAAGAAAAAGUCGACCCCAAAUAUCCCCACGUUUGUCAUCGUACACACAUUCGGUCUCGCAAUCGCAAUUGGCGCCUUACUGGUUGGCUCUGCUUUCUUGACCGGCUCAUGGGACUUUUUGGCUGCCACGUAUGGUGUGCGUCUUUUGCUACCAGAUCUGACUCCCAAUGUUGGUCUCUGGUGGUACUUUUUCAUUGAAAUGUUUGACUCUUUCCGCGAGUUCUUCCUAGGCGUCUUCUGGCUACAUGCCGCCUCGUACAUGCCAGGCUUGACUAUCCGCCUCCAUAAGCAGCCCUUGUUUGUUGCUUGCUCAUUGACAGGAGUUUUUGCCAUCUUCACCCCAUACCCAAGCAUAGCCGAUGCUGCCUUGUAUCUGUCCUUGGUGCCUAUGUUCCGACAUUUGUUCCCUCUCAUGCGUUACACUUUCCUUGCAUCAGCCAGUAUUCUCUACACAUCAUUCCUUGGCCCUGCAUUCUACCAUCUGUGGGUAUAUGCCGGUUCGGGUAAUGCCAACUUCUUUUAUGCCAUCACCUUGGUCUGGAGUUUGGGCCUUUCCAUCAUCCUGGGUGACUCCUUGUAUGCAGCUCUAAGAGAUGAGCUUGACGUGCAGAGACCGGAGCUUCAAGGCAAAGAGGUUCGCCGAAUAUAA